AUGCUCACCAAAGUCACGACGCCGUCGCUGCUCCAGACGCGCUCCAGGGACCCGCUCGAGAGCUCGUGGCGGCAGCAUAUGGGCCACGGCCAGUGGGUCCCCGACGUCUCUGUCGACACGUGUAUGCUCUGCCGCACCGCGUUCAGCUUCUGGAUCCGUCGUCACCACUGCCGUCGCUGCGGCGCAGUGGUCUGUGACGCGUGCUCGGGGAGCCGCACCAAGUUCAUCUACAAGGAGAUCAGCCCGAAGCGACAGGCAGAAGAGGACUGCCGCGUGUGCGACGCGUGCAUUCAAGUGAUCGACGAGAAAGUGGCGCUGAGCGUGAGUCGACGCGUGGACAAACGGCUGGCCGCAGCUGCACUCGGCUCUCCAGGUGCGGCCAGUGGCCAGCAGACGGAUGCGGAGCCAGCCACCCCACUCGCGCCAGACGCAGCCGGCAACCGCACAGUCAUGACCACGGGCCGAUACCGAGCGGAGAUCAGCGAGUCGGAAGGGAAUCGAUACAUUCGCGACAUCGAUCUCUAG
This is a messenger RNA of Hyaloperonospora brassicae, 525 nucleotides long. NCBI's taxonomy places the organism in Eukaryota, Oomycota, Peronosporomycetes, Peronosporales, Peronosporaceae. The record is from the annotation of a GenBank genome assembly.